GGAAGGAUUGUCUAUAAUCCUGGGUUAUUUUUCUCUAAUAUAAUUACUCAAAUAGCAGGGAUUUCACAUAAGUAAAAACAGGUCAGUGUGUGGAUUACUAGGUGAAAGUAGAGCAUUUCAAGUAAAGAAUAUAUAAAAUUGAACAAGAAAAAAGAGUACCAACUCUCACUUUGACAAUUUUUUGGUAAAGUUUCCAGUCUCCUUUCAAUCCUUGGUGGAACAGAAAGAGCUAGAAAAUAUCCUAAAGUGUCCUUACUUCUGAUGUGUAUACUGUUGAAUACAGAAUGGAAUUUGAGGAAUAUGAGUCUCUACUUCCUAGUAGUACUGUAGCUACUCAUAUGGUAGCUGGAGCUGCAGCUGGAAUUAUGGAGCAUUGCCUUAUAUAUCCAAUAGACUCUGUAAAAACUAGGAUGCAGAGUCUUCAACCAAAUCCAAAAGCCACAUACCAUUCAAUCUCAGAUGCUUUAUACAAGAUGGUCAAAUAUGAAGGUAUUUUCCGUCCUGUUCGUGGGAUGAGUGCUGUAGUUUCUGGAGCAGGUUUUGCCCAUGCUCUAUACUUUUCUUGCUAUGAAAAGAUGAAAAGGGUUUUCAGUGGUACUGAAACUGGAGCCCAUAGUCCCAUUUCUCAAGGUGCAGCAGGUUGCUUAGCAACAUUGCUACAUGAUACAGUGAUGACUCCUGCAGAUGUUAUCAAACAGAGAAUGCAGAUGUUCAACAGCCCAUACAAGAACGUCAUUGACUGUAUGAAAAGAAUAUGCCAAAAAGAAGGUGUGUGGACAUUCUAUCGUAGCUAUUCAACUCAACUAACUAUGAACAUUCCUUUUCAAAUCAUCCAUUUUCUCACCUACGAGUUCAUGCAAGAUUUAACAAAUGAUCAACGAACAUACGAUCCAAAAACACAUGUAGUGUCAGGAGCUGUUUCUGGAGCCUUUGCUGCUGCUGUGACAACCCCACUAGAUGUAUGUAAAACUUUACUGAACACUCAAGAACAUGAAACUCUUCAUAGGACCAAGCAAUCCUAUAUUAAUGGCUUAAUCAAUGCAACCAUGACUGUGUACAGAUUUCGUGGACUUAGAGGAUACUUUCAGGGUUUUCAAGCAAGAGUAGUUUCACAUGUACCAUCAACAGCAGUAGCAUGGUCAGUUUAUGAGUUUUUUAAGCAUAUGCUUAAACUCCAACAAAGCCUGAAAGACAAAACCCAUGAACCUUCAAAUCCAGUGCAUUUACAAGAAGACCUUUUAUGUACAGAUAUAACUCCAUCACGUAUAUGAUAGUUAGAAACUAAAUUGUUUGUAGCUUGUAGUGCUAAUGUAGCUUGUCACUAAAACCAACAACUGGUUAUUAAGAAAUUUAAUUUUCUAUGUUUCUAUAAAACAGCAUAAUUAUUCUUCUGUUCAAUGAAAAGCUACAGAUAUUUUUCAGCUGCUUAUGCCCAUUACUUUCAGUUGAGAAUCUUUCAUUUCUUAUAAACAUUAAAAAUAAAAGCAUUUUUAAAAAACAUACAAAGUAAAGACAUUCUUUAUAGAAACCCAUUUUUUAGGGAAAGUUUGUUUCAAAAUGUGCAAUGAAAUGGAUGGAAAUGUGUUUUUAUUAUAAGUUAAAAU
This is a messenger RNA of Limulus polyphemus (Atlantic horseshoe crab), 1604 nucleotides long. RefSeq names its product mitoferrin-1-like. Gene Ontology annotation, biological process: iron import into the mitochondrion. The transcript has 5 exons. Gene Ontology annotation, cellular component: mitochondrial membrane. Gene Ontology annotation, molecular function: ferrous iron transmembrane transporter activity. The coding region runs from base 285 to 1271 and encodes 328 amino acids. The record is from RefSeq and is a predicted model, not a curated record. NCBI's taxonomy places the organism in Eukaryota, Metazoa, Arthropoda, Merostomata, Xiphosura, Limulidae.